UCAGGAACAAUUCCCUAGAGCUUUGACAUUUACAUUUUUUGUUUCUUCGCAGGCCACAUAUUCAUUGCCUUUGUUUGGUAAAAAAAAUAUUAUGACUACGGUAGCAGCACGUCCAACUCCGCUGACCACUCCGGUGGUACCUCCAGCAGUGGAAGAGGCCAAUGCGAACUUCAUUCCAGUGGUGAACACAGCAGGGAGCAAGAAGCUUGAGCUGCAAGUGCACCUGGUAGAGGAAACAGUGGUACUGCGCGACGGGCAGAGCAACGGGGCGGUAGUGCGUGGGCAUGUCUCGGUGCUCUGCCGGGCAGCGCAAAAGUCGCAGGCAAUAACGGUUGAGCUCGUGGGCACGAAGACGCUGAACAGCGACCAGCAGAUGGGCGGCUCGAGCGCCAACAAGACGAACCUGGUCCGGCUCACCAAGGUCCUGGAGACAAGCACGGCGGUAUCGGCGGCAAGCGGACAAGCGGCCGGCUCGACAUGCAGCGUAGGAACAUAUAAGCUGCCGUUUGAGUUUGCGAUUUCGGGCUCGCUGCCGCCGACCAUGCGUGUGCCGCGCAGCUCGGUCGAGUAUUAUGUCACGGCCACGGCCAACAAGCACGACGGGUAUUUGAAGCUUCUGCCGAGGCGUGCGGUGCGCGCGCAGCAGGAGGUGCGGGUGGUCAGGUACCAGGGGACGGAGGAUCCGAGUGCGUUUGUGCAGAGAAUGCGGGCGGUGAUUAAGGUGGGCACGUUGGGCGGGAUUAAGAACGGCAAGGGCGCGAUGCCGUACCGGGUGGUUCUGGAUCGCAAUGUGGCGGCACCAGGCGACCUUCUGGGGCUCUCGCUGGAGGUGUUCCCGCCGGGCCAGCUGCCGGAGCUCUCGCGCCAGCAGGUCGAUGCCUUGAUGGCGCUGGCCGGCGAAGCCAGCCAGCAGAGCGACGAUGAAUAUGCCUCUGACGCCGAGGAGGACGAGUCGCCGGCUACUGGCGACGCACAGUCAGUUGCACCUAGCAUCCCGUGGUCGAUGCCGCCCGGGUAUACACAAUUGGCGGAUACCUUGGUGGCGGGCAAGAGCACCGAUGUGACCUCGUACAAGGUGCGCGCCAAAUUGGUGCAGCGCGUCUGCUACCUGACCGACCACGACCUAGUAGCCGACACCGCCGAUGACGUGUACUUGUUCUGGACCAAGCGCGUGAUCUCCAAGGAGAAGAUCUCGGACCACCUGGAUCUGUCCAAGGUGUUGGCUGGUGAGCCGCUCAAGAUCGAGUGGACCAUGCCGUUGGCUGACUCGCUGCAGUGCGAUACGCUUACGAGCGAUAUCCAGGUCAGGCAUGAUAUUUACCUAGACUUUAGCCCGCGCGAGGGCCCGCGCAAUAUCCGCGGCAUGGUGGCCAGAGUCCACAACGACUGUAUUUCGUCGCGCCUGCCGCUGCACAUCAUCCCGGUGCCGGUCAGCACACUGCUGGCCAACCCACCGUCGUAUGACAACUGAACGAGACAGCAUGUUUUUUAUUCUUUUUGCAGAUCCAUAACUGCGGGGCAAUAGCCUGGCCGAGUAAAUGUUGAAUUCGAAAAAAAAAAAACGUGAUCCAGG
Messenger RNA from Linderina pennispora, 1573 nucleotides. RefSeq lists its product as uncharacterized. Gene Ontology annotation, biological process: ubiquitin-dependent endocytosis. The transcript has a single exon. Gene Ontology annotation, cellular component: cytoplasm; cytosol; plasma membrane. Lineage: Eukaryota; Fungi; Kickxellomycota; Kickxellomycetes; Kickxellales; Kickxellaceae. The record is from RefSeq and is a predicted model, not a curated record. Gene Ontology annotation, molecular function: protein-macromolecule adaptor activity; ubiquitin protein ligase binding. The annotation marks the transcript as partial.